GAAAAUUUGAAAGCAUCCAAAAAGAAAGAAAAAGCAGUACAAAGUAGGCCCCUGCACUUCUUUACUAUCAAAAUUACAAUCUUUACUUCCCCAAACUUUUCUUUCAAUUUUGUCCCUCACUGACAAAAAGAAAGCAGAUAAAAGCUUAGUUUUUUUAGCAUAGAAAUGGAGAAUGAAUCUUCAUCAAUGGUGACAGAACACAGAGGAAUUCCAUCUUACAAUGGGAGAUAUGUACAGUAUAACAUAGUGGGCAAUCUUUUUGAAGUCACUUCUAAGUAUUCUCCUCCUAUUCAACCUGUGGGUCGCGGUGCAUACGGCAUCGUUUGUUGUGCAAGAAAUUCUGAGACGAAGGAAGAGGUUGCUAUUAAGAAAAUUGGAAAUGCUUUUGAUAACAGAAUUGAUGCUAAGAGAACACUUAGAGAGAUCAAAUUACUAUGCCAUAUGGAUCAUGAGAAUAUAAUCAAAAUUAAGGACAUAAUACCACCACCUGAUAGGGAAGCAUUUAAUGAUGUGUAUAUUGUCUACGAGUUGAUGGAUACUGAUCUCCAUCAAAUUAUACGUUCUACCCAGGCCCUGACCGAUGAUCAUUGUCAGUAUUUCUUAUAUCAGUUGUUGAGGGGACUGAAAUACGUACACUCCGCAAACGUUUUACACCGAGAUUUAAAACCAAGCAACCUGCUUCUCAACUCAAAUUGUGAUCUUAAGAUUUGUGAUUUUGGGCUUGCUAGAACCACCGCAGAGUCAGAUUUCAUGACUGAAUAUGUAGUUACCCGAUGGUAUCGAGCCCCAGAACUGUUACUCAACUGUUCGGAGUAUACAGCAGCUAUCGAUAUUUGGUCAGUUGGUUGCAUUCUCAUGGAAAUUAUUAGACGGGAGCCUCUCUUCCCUGGUAAAGACUAUGUUCAACAAUUGGGGCUUAUUACAGAGCUGCUCGGCUCACCCGAUGAUUCAGAUCUUGGUUUCCUUAGAAGUGAUAAUGCUAGGAAGUAUGUCAAGCAGCUUCCCUAUGUGCCCAAGCAACCUUUUGCACAGAAAUUCCCUGAUCUAUCACCGGUCGCUCUUGAUCUUGCAGAAAGAAUGCUAGUGUUUGAUCCUUGCAAACGCAUAACUGUCGAAGAGGCAUUGAAUCAUCCAUUUCUGUCAAGUCUUCAUGAGAUCAACGAGGAGCCCACUUGUCAAUCUCCGUUCGCCUUUGAUUUUGAGAGCGCGUCUUUAAACGAAGAAGAUAUAAAGAAGCUCAUAAUGGCAGAGUCUUUAAACUUCAAUUCCAAUGCCAUGCUCGAGUAAUCUGGUCGACGUAUCACUACUUUAUGGUCCGGUAUUUUUUGGAUUACUAUACUGAUGAGAAGUAGAUUGAUUGCUGAUUAGAUGAUGUUAAGUGUUAAAAUGCUCUAUAAGCAGAAAAAUUAGGGAGAUAGGUUUCUCCCUUAUGAGGUUGUGAGGUGCGAUUUUCGGGUUUAUUAUCGAGGGAUCACUGGAUCCAUCGCGUUUGAGGAUCUAGCCACCCAGUAAGUUUGGUAUGCAUGAAUUACUCAGGAGGCUAUAAUAUUCCCUUAGCCUCUGCAUGUUUUUUUGGAUUUGGUUUGUAUAGUAUGAAGCUGAAUUGUGUCUGAAAUACAAAAGAAAGAUAAAAAUGAAAAAGAAAAAUUUUGUUUUAA
Molecule: messenger RNA, 1658 nt
Organism: Mercurialis annua (annual mercury)
Lineage: Eukaryota; Viridiplantae; Streptophyta; Magnoliopsida; Malpighiales; Euphorbiaceae
Product: mitogen-activated protein kinase homolog NTF6-like
Exons: 6
Coding region: 166-1287 (373 amino acids)
Biological process (GO): protein phosphorylation; intracellular signal transduction
Cellular component (GO): nucleus; cytoplasm
Molecular function (GO): MAP kinase activity; ATP binding
Source: RefSeq, a predicted model, not a curated record